AAACAAAUUCAGUAUAUAUGUAAAAUAUUUAUCGAUUUUUCUUAUAGAGUGAUAGCAAUGUGCUCACAAUGGAUAUCUCUAACAUACGAGAGAAUUUGUUAAAUCAAGCAGAAUACUUGAUACCGCGAAAGUUAACUGCGGGUGAUAAAAAUUAUUUAUAUCACUAUGUUCAUUUGGACACGGUAGAAGGAAUACUAUUGUCAUCAAUACCUAUUCAAAAUACAUCAAAAGAUAACAAGAUUCUUGUCAACUUCAACAAGUGUGUACACGUUAUUCAUAGGUUAUUGCAUAACACAGUAAGAUUUAAAAUGUUGAAUCAAGAUAUAGAUAAAACGGCAAUCAAUAGAAGCUUAAUUGCUGUUAAAGAACACGGUGUAUUAUUUGAGUGGGAAAAUAUGGCUUUCUGGGUAAUUGGGCGUCUCUACACAAACCCUCAUCCAAAGGAAUUAUAUGUGUGUCAUCAAGACUCUGCACCUCAGAAUUUAAUCGAAAUAGCUUUUCGGUUACAUUCGUAAACUUAUUUAUACUGUAUAUCAUAAGCACACAGAAAAUAUAUAUAUUUCGUUUUAAAC
Pogonomyrmex barbatus (red harvester ant) is the source of this 572-nucleotide messenger RNA. It is a transcript of the gene in, whose product is annotated as inturned planar cell polarity protein. The record is from RefSeq and is a predicted model, not a curated record. Gene Ontology annotation, cellular component: cilium; cytoplasm. Lineage: Eukaryota; Metazoa; Arthropoda; Insecta; Hymenoptera; Formicidae. Gene Ontology annotation, molecular function: protein binding. Gene Ontology annotation, biological process: nervous system development; establishment of planar polarity; vesicle-mediated transport.